UUAGCGCGCACGAAUACCAGGGGAUGGAGUCGGCCGCAACGAGCGACGAGGGGAUGGAAUCCCUACUUCGAAACUUCGAGCAAAUCUAUCAAGGCUACAAAGAUGCGCUUUUGGAGAUCCAGUCAUUGAAGACAAGCCGUAACUAUGAAACCAGAAGAUAUGAAGCUCUUGAAGCCACCUGCAAUGAUCUCAAAACAGGUCCAGCAACAUUUGAUAUAACUCAAUGGGUCUUUUCAUAUGUUAUGUUACUCGUAAUAGUGAAGUAUAAGAUGUUCAUUGUAAAUUCCUUCUUUUAUACAGAUAAUGAGCAAUUAAGAAGGUUGUUUAAUGAACCUUUAUCCAAAUUUGUGGAUGAGAUGAAAUAUCGGACCAAAUGCCAAAGUUUGACAAAGGAACUAGAAAAAGCCAAUAGCAAGCUGCUCAGUUUGGAAGACGAUCAUAGGAAAAUGAUUAAAAUGCUUAAACACGAGAAUGAACAGAAAAUUCAUGACCUGGAGAAGCAGGUCAGCUGUUCACUUCAUAAACAAGCAUCAGACCAAGCUCUAAUGAAUCAGCUCCAGCAAGACUUGGCCACUCAUGAGACUCAUAUUGAGAUCCUGACUAGCAACUUUGAACAGGUUACUGCUGAUCUUCAAUCAAAAUUUAAUUCUGAGAUUCAAGAAUUGAAGGACUUGCUUCUAGCUGAACAGGAAGAGAAAAAUAAACUGCAAGUAAAGCUCCAGAAUGCAGAAAAUGAAUUGCAGAUCAUCAAAAAGAAGCAGAUAAACCAACAAAGGGAUUCCAUUUCACUACAUCAUGUCGAAACAUUAAAGCAGAAAAUCAUGAAACUUAGAAAGGAAAAUGAAUCUCUGAAGAGGCAGGUUACCGCCUUGAAAACAUGAUAUAUGAAACUGUUCUGAUUAUACUCUCAUGCAGGAUACUAUCAGGAUAAUAGAUCACCAGUGGACAGCACACUUUCUUUCUAAUCUGUUGUAUAUAUAUCAUACAAAACAUUGCCCAUAUAGUUCAGGAACAUCUGGAGAUGAAUUUUCAAGAACAAAUUAUAAUGGUCAGUAAGAUUAGGUUGCAAGAAUGUUGGAUACAGAUCGAAAUUUCUAAAGUUUCUUUAAUGGGAAACUGCUAUUAGUUUACUCUUCCUAUUUGCGUAUGAGCUGUGAGCAAGUGUAUUUAGACUGCUAGUGAUGUCUUAGCAGAUGCAGGGUGCCAUCUACCACUGUUUCUCCACAUCUUAGAUGCAGAAAGAAGCUCUUCUAAGCUUCGUUAUGUGGACUGGUCUUCAAUGUUGCAGCUACCAUGAAAGGUGGUAUCUUUAUAUGUUCUAAAAGAAGACAUAUUUAUAUGGUUUUUGAAUACAUAAUUAAGGUGCCAUAGCAUGAUAAAACAAACAUUUCUCUGUUUCAUUAGAGUGUGAACAUGGUGAAAAAUGUGACACAGUUAAGUGUUGGUGUUGGCUACUUCUAGACCCCGGCAUUGGAUGUAUGAAAGAUUGUGCUUAGUGCAAUCCUCAGUGAGUGAUGCUGUAGGGGCUCCUAUGUGUCACCCACUGAAGAUGAUUGGCUACACUAGAAUAGCUAGGAGCAUUAUAUUCUUGGUAAUUGAAAUGCCAAAGAUACAUCCAACAGUGAUAUUACAUUUUUCCUUUUUUCAAGUGACCCAUCUACCUUCAGGAAUAGAGAAUGAGAAUUUAUUAUGUGAUGUAGGAUGAGGUUUUAGCGCAAAUCUUGAAUGUGUUAACUAACUCGACUUACAAAGAUUUUGAUUGCUUAUAGUAAGAUUUCCGAAGUAAAUUUCUACCUUCGUCUAAGUUUAGUCACAACAUGUUGGAUAUUUAUCCUAUCUAAGCAAGAAUUUUUAUUUUGUUGCUUGAUAGUAUCACAUAGCAAAAAUUUGGUAUAAUACUUAGGCAUUUGUUAAUUGGGUCUGGGUCGAGUAUAGAUAGGAAAUUAAGUCUUUUGAUCGAUAUUGAAAUGUAUUGGAUACCUAAAUAGUUUGUAGGAUCAAGAUUUCAGUAUGAGUCUCGUAUGCUUUUUUUUACCUUGCAAGAUUGUAUCCUUUUCAUGUGAUUCAGGAAGAACUAAUGUGCAUAUGUGGUUAUUCUUGAAUGUGAUGUGAUGCAUCAUUUAUGAGUUCUGAGAUUGUAGAUGUGUGGCGACUUUCCUUUGCUGAACAUCCCCAAACAUGCAGCAGUAAAUGGUUCAGAAGAAGAUUAUGUCAAUGAACAAAGAAAGGGCAUUGCUGAACUGAGAAAGAAAAUGAGGAGGAUAUUAUAUAGGCAUGACAACUUGAUCUCUCGUCUCGGGCCCGAAGCCAACAGUAGAGUACACAUCCCCUCCAUAGGAGUGAUGGGUUUUGUGCUGACAAAGAGAAUCCAUUGAGUGACGACUGCUCCUUUGUGCUUCUCAAGGGGCCCGAGCUACAAGACAUUCCGUCCCUCAUUCUUCCUCGGCCUCUCCCCCAAUUUUUUCCCGUACAAGAUCGAGCUGAAUGGCUUCUGAAGCUUGUGUACCUUACUGGGUUUCAAGGACUGGCAAUGUUCAUGACCCAAAUGUGACAGUAGAUUCAGUACUUUCACAUCAUCGGUCAGCACUCAUAGAUCAACUCUCAUGGCUCCUUUGUUCUUCUACUGGCUGGCUACUCUUGAAUGUUGAUUGAGAUAAUCCUCUUGGAUUAUUUAGAAUGUU
Messenger RNA from Musa acuminata AAA Group (dessert banana), 2681 nucleotides. Its product is annotated as protein At-4/1. The transcript is spliced from 11 exons. The coding region runs from base 24 to 881 and encodes 285 amino acids. Lineage: Eukaryota; Viridiplantae; Streptophyta; Magnoliopsida; Zingiberales; Musaceae. The record is from RefSeq and is a predicted model, not a curated record.